Molecule: messenger RNA, 1559 nt
Organism: Melospiza georgiana
Lineage: Eukaryota; Metazoa; Chordata; Aves; Passeriformes; Passerellidae
Product: BEN domain-containing protein 5-like
Exons: 14
Coding region: 11-1540 (509 amino acids)
Biological process (GO): proteolysis; negative regulation of DNA-templated transcription
Molecular function (GO): zinc ion binding; DNA binding; metallocarboxypeptidase activity
Source: RefSeq, a predicted model, not a curated record
GACAACAAAUAUGGCGGAGAGGAGCAGGACGGCAGAGACGGGCAGCGCCAUGGGAAGUGAUGAUAUCAUAGCAGGGAACGUGAGCAAGUACAUUGUUCUCCCAGCUGGUUACUGUGGGCAGCCCAAAAAAGGACAUCUUAUAUUUGAUGCCUGUUUUGAAAGUGGGAACCUUGGCAGGGUGGACCACGUCUCAGAGUUUGAGUAUGACCUCUUCAUCAGGCCAGACACCUGCAACCCUCGCUUCCGAGUCUGGUUCAACUUCACCGUGGAAAACGUGAAGGAAUCACAGCAGGUAUCAGCAGGAGUGGGUAUGACCAUGCUUUUCGGCUAUCCAAGACAGGAGAGAGUAAUUUUCAAUGUUGUCAACUUCAGUAAAACAAAAAGCCUCUACAGAGAUGGGAUGGCUCCAAUGGUGAAAUCCACAAGCCGACCAAAAUGGCAAAGAAUCCCCUCCAAAAACGUGUAUUACUACCGCUGCCCAGACCACAGGAAGAACUAUGUCAUGUCCUUUGCUUUCUGCUUCGACCGAGAGGACGACACCUACCAGUUUGCCUACUGCUACCCCUACACCUACACCCGCCUGCAGCACUACCUGGACAACCUCCAGAGGAGGAACAUGGACUACUUCUGCAGGGAAUUGCUGGGGCUCAGCGUGCAGAAGCGGCGGCUUGACCUCCUGACAAUAACCAGCCCCGCAAACCUGCGUCCAGGGGCUGAACAGAAAGUGGUGUUCAUCACAGCACGGGUCCAUCCUGGGGAAACUCCCUCUUCCUUCGUCUGCCAAGGUAUAAUUGAUUUCCUCGUGAGCCACCAUCCAAUUGCAAAAGUACUGAGAGACCACCUGGUGUUCAAGAUUGCUCCCAUGCUCAAUCCUGAUGGAGUUUACCUAGGAAAUUACAGGUGCUCCCUGCUGGGCUUCGACCUGAACCGGCACUGGGCCAAUCCCUCUCCGUGGGCUCACCCCACCCUGCACGGAGUGAAGGAGCUCAUCAUUGACAUGUACAACAACCCGAAGAUUAACCUGGAGUUCUAUAUCGACAUCCAUGCCCACUCCACCAUGAUGAAUGGCUUCAUGUAUGGGAACAUCUUUGAGGAUGAGGAAAGAUUUCAGAGACAGGCUGUUUUUCCCAAGCUACUCUGUCAGAAUGCUGAAGACUUCUCUUAUUCCAGCACGUCGUUCAACAGGGACGCUGUGAAAGCCGGCACAGGCCGGCGCUUCCUUGGGGGGCUCCUCAAUGACACAUCCUACUGCUACACUCUGGAGGUCUCCUUCUACAGCUACAUCCUGGCUGGAGCUGCUCCUGCCGUGCCCUACACCGAGGAAGCCUAUAUGAAGCUUGGAAGAAAUGUGGCCAGGACAUUCUUGGAUUACUACAGGCUGAACUCCUUGGUGGAGGGACCACUCGCACCGACUCCUAAAACUCGGAAGGACAACGUGCCACCCUAUAAAUGCACUGCCCAACGGGGCCCUGGGAACUGCCACGCUGGAGGAAAACCUGAGAAGAGGAGCCUGAAGGACUCUUCUGUGUCCACACGCUGAGAGAGAGGAGAGGAGAGGA